ACUUCUUCACCAAUAUUGUGCCCAACACUGACACUAGUCAGUUAGCAAAAUAUUUAUGUGUACGGAAGGAUGGAACUUUAUUUAGAAGCUGAAGUAAGAGCUUACCCCUAUCCAUGGGUUUCCUUGAGCCAUGUCUUGUGACCAGUAACCACUUUGUUCUAAGUAAAAGCUGUCUUCAACCAUCCUUUGGUCUUCUUCAGUUCUCUAUCAAGGUAAGGGAAAAUGGAGCCCUAACCUCUUUACUAAUAUCAAUUAAUUUCCUCUUUAUUUCAGGUUCCCCAAAACUGAUUUUAGUGAGUCCACAAGAUAUUUAUGUGUAUGUACGGAUGGACCUAUAUUUAGAAGCUCAAGUAGAAGGCUACCCCUAUCCAUGGGUUUCUUUGAGCCAUGAUCAACAUGUUCUACAAAACAGAUCCAAUUUUACGUCUUCUAACAUACUGCUGAAGGUUAAUUCAAACAUUACUAAAGCUAACGGUGGUCUGUACAUCAUAUGUGCUGGAAAUCCAUAUCGAAAUCACUGUCUUAUCAUGAGAGUUCAUGUGCAAGAUAACCAAGGAGGUCGAGAGUGUGAGACCACCUACAAAUGGACAACUUACUUGCUUUUAGUACUCGUGAUACUUUUAGGGGGGUACUUAAUUCGUGUACUGUGCAAUAAUAGGGGCGCGAACCAAAUAGAUAUUAAAGAAAUGGGCUAAGUUUCUAAAGAAACUGUGGUGCUGCGUCUGUGGGAGUAACAAAGUAAUUUGGUUAUAUCAACUAAGUUGAAAUUGUAAAAUUGUAAGCGUACAGAGUUGAGAAAGCUGACAUUUCGAGCGUUAGUUCUUCGUCUUACUUCGCCCCUCUGAUGGGAGAAAAGUUUAAGAAUAGCGUGGAGAAAAUAUGAAAUGUUUUGUAAGUUUUGUUUGUUGCGAGGACUAAAUUUUCCUUCGCGCGCAUUGAUUCAAGACAAAAGCCAAUUGAAUAUCAAUUGUAUAGCUGCAAAUAUUGAAAACAUGAAAACAUGUAUUGAUCAUGGGUUACGUAACUCUUUCUUUGUGGUAUUGCGUGGUAUGUUGUCACAAUUGCUUCAUUAGCGGUAGGCUACAUAUUCUAGCUUUUGUCAUUUAUAUUAUAAUUAUAGUUACUUAUAAAAUGAUAAAUGUUUCAUAUUCGUUUAAGUGGGGUAGCGAAUUCACUAGAAAAUAAAGGUCCUGACGUUUUCAAAAUUUCACCUUUGUGUACGCAAGGGUUUACAUGUAAAUAUCAGUAAUUUAUUUCGUCAUUGUAAACAUGAUUGUGCAAUGAAUAGAUCAUAAGAUUUAUUCAUUGUACCUUUGUGGUGCAAUGUCACGUAUUGCCUUCUUUUUAAUAAUGAUAAUAAUGAUAAUAAUAAUAAUAAUGAUAAUAAUAGUAAUAAUAAUAAUAAUAA
Molecule: messenger RNA, 1408 nt
Organism: Stylophora pistillata
Lineage: Eukaryota; Metazoa; Cnidaria; Anthozoa; Scleractinia; Pocilloporidae
Source: RefSeq, a predicted model, not a curated record